AUGACAAUGUUAUUCAAGUCAUCCAACUCGAACGAUCGAUGCUCACCGCAUGUGAACGAUCUUCCUAUAUUGUUCGACCGAGUGUGGCCAAAUGUAGCCGUAGGUCAAGUAUCAGCUCUAUGGGAUUACAGGGCUAGAACAGAAGACAAUACCACAUUUGACAAAGGAGAUAUGAUGAGUCUGAAUGAUGCCAGUGAUGAAGACUCGUUAAAUGAUUUAGAACGAUCUCAAAUAGAAGGUAAAGUAUUAACAGCUCUAUGGAAUUACAAGGCGAAAACAGAAAACGAUAUCACAUUUCACAAGGGUGAUAAGAUGAUACUGAUUGAUGAUAGGUAA
Messenger RNA from Lottia gigantea (owl limpet), 336 nucleotides. RefSeq lists its product as hypothetical. The transcript is spliced from 4 exons. Gene Ontology annotation, molecular function: protein binding. The record is from RefSeq and is a predicted model, not a curated record. The coding region runs from base 1 to 336 and encodes 111 amino acids. Lineage: Eukaryota; Metazoa; Mollusca; Gastropoda; Lottiidae.